AACACUUAAACACAUGCACGUGUGACCACUUGAAACCAACCUGGACCUAAUGCGAUAAUUUAUAGGACUACCAGUCUCACCUGCCCCCUCGCCUGAGUGGAGACGAGGAUCUCAGUCUGCCCAUCACCCUCGACGUCAUCAUGGAGACUAUUGCUGUCAAGACCCUCGAGAUGACUAUGGAGGUCGCCUACGAGAUUGCAAUGACAUGGACUGAUAACCGACUCAGUUACCUCAACCUGAAGGCAAACAACAGCCUCAACAAGCUGGACAUGGAGGCGGUGGGACGACUCUGGAUACCACAGGUCAACUUCAUCAACACAGAUAACAUCCACCGCACCCGCAUCGACGAGGACGUGGUCAUGUUCAUUGACCGUCGCCGCCACAAGUUCUACAUGGACCCCGCCGCCCCAGCCGAAGUGGAAGUGUACAGCGGUCAGGACAACACCCUCACCAUUAGAAGGAAGUACGGCACAGUGUACAAAUGUAACUUCGAUCUCCGCCUGUACCCGUUCGACGCCCAGCAGUGUGAAAUGCACCUCAGGAUCACCUCGGAGCUCAAGUCUUUCCUCACCUUUGAUCCUGACAACUCCAGCGUCCAGUACCUUUCCAACCCAUUCCUUAUUGAGUACGAGGUAGGAAAGGUGAAUCUGGUACACGAUAACAGCGGACACUUCAGCGAAGCGCGCGUGUUGGUUCCCCUAACACGCCGUUACGGUUACGCCAUCCUCACCAUCUACACACCCACCCUCGUCCUCCUCGUCGUCAGCUACACCACUCUUUUCUUCAGGACAGCCAUCUUCGACGUGCGCAUGAUGUCCGCUCUCACGGUGCAACUGGUCAUCGCCACGCUCUUUUCACAGGUAUCUGCGUCACUUCCUAAAACCUCUUACUUCAAAAUGGUGGAUAUCUGGCUUAUAUUCUGCAUCGGCAUCACUUUCCUCGUCAUCAUCUACCACGCCUUCGUCGACAGCGUGGCUUAUGGGGAUGACCCGUCAACCCCCGUCACCAAGAUGUGGCAGGAUGCUUCCCAGAGUGGUCAGCAAAUAAAGGUGUCCAUGUACAGAAGUCUAUGA
This is a messenger RNA of Scylla paramamosain (green mud crab), 1073 nucleotides long. Its product is annotated as gamma-aminobutyric acid receptor subunit beta-3-like. The record is from RefSeq and is a predicted model, not a curated record. The coding region runs from base 141 to 1073 and encodes 310 amino acids. Gene Ontology annotation, cellular component: synapse; neuron projection; plasma membrane. Gene Ontology annotation, biological process: monoatomic ion transmembrane transport; chemical synaptic transmission; regulation of membrane potential. Gene Ontology annotation, molecular function: extracellular ligand-gated monoatomic ion channel activity; neurotransmitter receptor activity; transmembrane signaling receptor activity. The transcript is spliced from 5 exons. NCBI's taxonomy places the organism in Eukaryota, Metazoa, Arthropoda, Malacostraca, Decapoda, Portunidae.